AUGAGAAGAGCCCCUUUUUUUUGGCUGUGUAACUUGUUCCGAGAAAGAGAACUAUUGCGGGACAAUAUACAUAGCUCAGUGGAAGAACAAGUUGCCAUGUUUCUCCUUGUUGUAGGCCACAAUCAUAGAUUUAGAGCUAUGCAGCCAACAUUUAGGAGGUCAAUUGAAACUAUUAGUAGAUACUUCAAGGAGGUAUUAUAUGCUGUUGGUGAGCUACGAAAUGAGAUGAUAAAACCACCAUCAACCGAGACCAAUUUGAAAAUUUCAUCCAAUGGGAGAUUCAACCCUUAUUUCAAGGAUUGCAUUGGUGCAAUAGACGGGACUCAUGUGCUUGCUCGAGUACCAGCUGCAAUGUCUGCUGCCUUUAGGGGUAGGAAGAAGGAAAUAACCCAGAAUGUAAUGGCUGCAGUGGAUUUUGGCCUUAGAUUUACCUACGUACUUGCUGGGUGGGAAGGAUCUGCACAUGAUGCCCUCAUACUUGCAGAUGCCUUGGAAAGGGAUGAUGGUCUUAGUGUCCCAGCAGGGAAAUACUAUCUCGUUGACGCUGGAUAUGUUGCUAGACCGGGGUUUCUUCCACCAUACCGUGGCACUAGAUACCAUUUGAAGGAGUUUCAUAGCAGAAACUAUCCUCGCAAUUCGAGAGAGUUGUUUAAUCUAAGACAUUCCUCUUUAAGGGUCACGAUCGAGCGAGCAUUUGGCGCCCUCAAAAACAGCUUCAAGAUACUAUAUAGCAAGCCUUUCCAUCCAUACAAGACCCAAGUAAAGUUAGUUCUUGCGUGCUGCAUACUUCAUAAUUGGAUACUUCAGUUUGGGAACGAUCAGCAUGUGCCAUUAGAGGCUGAAUGGCGUGCAAAUGAUAGGGAUGAAGAUGACCCAGGUGACAUAGAGGAAGACAAUAGGGGAAUGGCACAAAUUAGAGAUGACAUAGCCACUGAUAUGAUGGCUGAGGCUGCUAGUGGGAAUGGUGGCCAAGGUGGACACCAGGUAGCCUUGCGUUGGACAAGCUACAUGUCAAGUUUUAUGCUAAAAAAAAUUGUUGAACUUAUAGCAGAGGGUGUAAGGACUGACAAGGGUUUCAAGGAAGUUCAACUGAACCAAGUGGCUAGAUCUUUAUCUGAUCACUAUGGCCUUGACAUUAGUGGAACCCAGGUUUAUAACCAUCUUCGCAAAUGGCGUCAACGGUGGGUGCGUAUCACUAGGCUUAAAGACAUCAGUGGGGCUCUGUGGGAUGAUCAAAACUCAACAAUUGUCCUAGAAGAUGAGCACUACAUAGGACAUGUCAAGGACCACCCUAAGGAUGCCGAGUUUCUCAAUGUGCCCCUUGAGAACUAUACACAAAUGGCAACCAUUUUUUCCAAUGGGCAAGCUACAGGAAAGUAUGCCAUGGGGUCAAAUGAAGCUCUUGGAAAACCUGCUGACAUGGCUGAAAGUGAUCUUGGUCCUCUUGAUGGGACUAUUGGGUAUGGUAUUGCUGGAGGUAUGGCUGGUCCUGAAUGUGGCACCGCUGCUCAAGGAAGUGGAGUUGGGCCUGCUCGUGACGGAUUUGUUCCCACGAAUGACCUCACAGGAGGAGGAUCUAGCUCAGAUAGGAAGAGAAAGAAAACCCAUGCUGUUGUCGAAGGUGAGGCUGCUCUCAUCACCAACAUGACAAAAUCUGUGCGUGAGGUGGCUGCAGCAAUACGUGCUACUACUCAUACGGAGGUGCACCCUGAGCUGUCUGAUUCAGUGCUAAAUCUUCCUGGUUUUACAGAGGAUCAGCUAGAGCUUGUUCUAACUUAUCUGACUAACAACAAGGCAACAAGUCUUGUAUACAUUUAG
This is a messenger RNA of Oryza brachyantha (malo sina), 1818 nucleotides long. RefSeq lists its product as uncharacterized. The transcript is spliced from 5 exons. Bases 1 to 1818 code for a protein of 605 amino acids. The record is from RefSeq and is a predicted model, not a curated record. NCBI's taxonomy places the organism in Eukaryota, Viridiplantae, Streptophyta, Magnoliopsida, Poales, Poaceae.